Rosa rugosa (rugosa rose) is the source of this 1745-nucleotide messenger RNA. RefSeq names its product protein DETOXIFICATION 41. Gene Ontology annotation, biological process: xenobiotic detoxification by transmembrane export across the plasma membrane. The record is from RefSeq and is a predicted model, not a curated record. The coding region runs from base 44 to 1561 and encodes 505 amino acids. NCBI's taxonomy places the organism in Eukaryota, Viridiplantae, Streptophyta, Magnoliopsida, Rosales, Rosaceae. The transcript has 8 exons. Gene Ontology annotation, molecular function: xenobiotic transmembrane transporter activity; antiporter activity. Gene Ontology annotation, cellular component: vacuolar membrane.
GUGUACACAACACCCAUAGUUUCAACAUUCGGCUGAGAUAACCAUGGGGUCGGAGCAGUACCAGCCGCUACUCCUCGGACCUGACUCAUAUUCCCGGAUUCCUGACUUGUCAUCCGCUGAGAUUGAAGAAUUUUUGGAGCGAAGGCCUAUAGCACUAAGGUGGUGGCCUAGGCUAGUGGCAUGGGAGUCGAGGCUGCUAUGGAUUUUAUCCGGUUCAUCUAUCGUAGUUUCGCUUUUCAAUUACAUGCUCAGCUUUGUCACAUUGAUGUUUUGUGGCCAUCUGAGUGCAUUGGAGCUUGCUGGAGCCUCUAUUGCAAGUGUGGGAAUCCAAGGUCUUGCUUAUGGGAUUAUGUUGGGCAUGGCGAGUGCUGUACAAACUGUUUGUGGGCAAGCCUAUGGAGCCAAACACUACGGAGCAUUGGGGAUAAUAUGCCAAAGAGCAAUCGUCUUGCACUUGGGAGCAGCAAUCCUGCUUACAUUUUUGUACUGGUGGUCAGGUCCAAUACUCGUAGCCAUGGGACAAUCAGAAAGUAUAGCAGAACAAGGUCAGAUCUUUGCGCGCGGCUUAAUCCCUCAACUCUAUGCAUUUGCCAUAAACUGCCCACAACAGAGGUUCCUUCAGGCACAGAACAUAGUGAACCCUUUGGCAUACAUGUCCGUUGGAGUUUUCCUCCUUCACACUAUUCUCACUUGGUUGGUGGUUUAUGUUGUGGACUAUGGACUAAUAGGUGCUGCUCUUACACUGAGUUUUUCUUGGUGGUUGCUUGUGAUUACGUAUGGGAUUUACAUUUUAGUAAGCCCCAACUGCAAGGAAACUUGGACUGGUUUCUCAUGGAAAGCCUUUUCGGGAAUUUGGCCUUAUUUUAAGCUAACUCUUGCUUCUGCUAUCAUGUUGUGUUUGGAGAUUUGGUACAAUCAAGGGUUAGUGCUUAUAUCAGGGCUCCUAGCCAACCCUACAAUCUCAUUGGACUCCAUUUCUAUCUGCAUGAACUACUUGAACUGGGACAUGCAAUUUAUGCUAGGCCUCGCUGCUGCAGCAAGUGUUCGAGUGAGUAAUGAGCUAGGUGCUGGUCAUCCAAAGGUGGCCAAAUUUUCUGUGUUUGUCGUGAACGGGACCAGCAUCCUGAUUAGCAUAGUGUUCAGUGCUAUUGUGCUGAUAUUCAAAGUUGGAUUGAGCAAGCUAUUUACGAGUGACGCCGAUGUUAUUGAGGCAGUAUCUGAAUUGACCCCCUUGCUAGCCAUCUCUGUUUUCUUGAAUGGCAUUCAACCUAUACUCUCAGGUGUGGCAAUUGGAAGUGGAUGGCAAGCUGUUGUAGCUUAUGUGAACCUGACUUGUUAUUAUAUUAUCGGUCUUCCAAUUGGGUGUGUUCUUGGCUUCAAAACUAGUAUGGGAGUAGCAGGUAUUUGGUGGGGGAUGAUUAUUGGAGUAUCUUUACAGACAGCAACUCUAAUUGUUCUCACUGCCAGAACCAACUGGGAUGCUGAGGUUGUGAACGCGGCUGAGAGAUUGAAGAGAUCUGCAAGUGUUGAACAAUUGCUCUUGGAGGAAAACGGCGUAUGAGUCUAUAAGAAGUGUUCACAGUUCAAACCUCAUUUACCAGGGUUUCAUGUGGUGCGCUACAAUGUUUUUUUUCCUUGCAGCAUUGUCAACGAGAGUUGGGCUAUAUCUUUGUUUCUUUCCUUGUAUAGAACCAAUCAGAUGUAGCCAAUUUUGAUUAUUUAAGGAGACCCUCGUAUUUCUUUAA